Trichoderma aggressivum f. europaeum is the source of this 1998-nucleotide messenger RNA. RefSeq lists its product as uncharacterized. NCBI's taxonomy places the organism in Eukaryota, Fungi, Ascomycota, Sordariomycetes, Hypocreales, Hypocreaceae. Gene Ontology annotation, molecular function: protein binding. The transcript has 2 exons. The record is from RefSeq and is a predicted model, not a curated record. The coding region runs from base 1 to 1998 and encodes 665 amino acids.
AUGGACGGCCGCUCAAUCAGCUCCCUCACAACGCUAUGCUCAGGGAUAUCGCAGCGGGCCAUCUCGGGCGGCUAUGAAAUCCAAUCUCUAGUCGGGGGCCUGGACUCGAGCCGGCAAAACGUCUCACAGUUGUUGUCGUCGCUGGGCAGCGCGCUGCAAGAGCUCGGUCAAUGGGCUUCGAAGCUGGAGACGAGCCUGGUCGCCUCGACGGUGGCGAUGCUGGUGCAGGAUGGGUUCAAGGACCUCCUGACGACGUGCGAUGGGACGAUGACGGUGCUGCACAAGCAAUUGAUGCGGCUGCAGGCGGACAAUGCUGAGAGAAUCAACAUUGACUUCUUGGUGGCGUAUUAUCAAACGAUCAAGGCGAAUAUUAGCCUUUUGGAAUCCAUGGUCGAUGUUGUCCAAACAGACGACAAAGUCGAGCAGGAGGACAGGUUCUCGCGAUUAAAGUCGAAUGAUCUCAUCGUCGUGGUGGAGACUGUAUCCGAGACAUCAGCAGGGCAAAAGAACAUCUUACUAGACGUAGGAGAAUCACAGGCAUCCGCAAGCAACAGCACUUCACAUGCGCCAAACGAUGUCCAAGAAGAAGACGAAUCCGCUGAGCCACCGCCGUAUACCGCUCAAGUCGAAGCCGAAAUCGAAACCGAAGCUCAAGCUGAGACACCACCAGCAGCGUCAUCAUCUUCCUCAAGUCCUCAGGCCUCCGGAAUCUCAUGGGGCUCAGUUUUCAGAAACUCGUUCAAGGCAAUAGCGAAUACGCUCAUACCUCAACCAGGCCCUUUCGUCUCUGCUCUCUGCCAAGCCGCUUCCAUUGGCGACAUCCAGCAAAUCGCAGGCUUCCUCACCCAAGGCGCCAACAUCAACGGCCGCAACGAGAACGGCAAGAAUGCGCUGCAGUGCGCCAUCCUGGCCGACCAAGAGGACGCCGCCCGUCUGCUUCUGGCGUCGGGAGCGAGCACUUCUGGCUCCGGGUGGUCAGGCAUGCCACCGCUGUUUCUCGCAGCCUCAGUAGGAAACAUCAACUCGGCCAAGAUGUUUCUCGGCAAGGGAGCGAGCAUCGACGAAAAGAGCACGUCUGGCCAGUCUUACUUUGUCGAUGUUGUUUCCUCCGGCAACUUGGACGGCAUCCGCUUCCUCCUCGAGCAGGGCUGCAGCGCAAACACAAAGAACAUUAGCGGCGAAGCCGUCAUUGCAAACGCCGUGCGGAAGAAGCAGAUGGCCCUCGUCGAGCUACUUCUCGAGUUUGGAGCAAAAAUCACUUCCACCGACAUCUCUGGCCGUAAUCUUCUGGCCGUGGCUCUCGACAAGAAGGAUUAUGACAUGGCAGAGCUGCUUCUGAAAAAGGGCGCAAAGCCCAAUGCCAAGAAUCUGUCGGGCAUGCCACUGCUGGCAGAUGAGAUCAACAACAGGCGGCUCAAGACGGCCAAGCUGCUUCUCGACUGGGGCGCAGAUCCCAACACCAAGGACUGGCACUCGCAGCCCGUCUUGCUCAUCCUCAUCAAGAGCUCCAAGAUAGCCGCCGAGGACAAGAUCGACAUUGUGCGCCAGCUUUUCGCCAAGGGGGCCAACGCAGACGUCAAGGACUGUUUCAGCAAGACCCCCGCGAUUUGCUAUGCCGUAGAAGCUGGCAUCUCAGAAAUCAUCUCCCUCAUGCUACAGAACGGAGCCAAGACGACGGAGAGGAUGCAAAACGGCGAUUCUCUGCUCAAGUACGCCAUCGACCACGGGCGAAAAGACCUCACCGAGGCGCUCCUCCACUACGGAGCCGAUCCAAACUACAGCGUCGGAGAAAAUGGCGUCAAGCCGGUGGUGCAGGCCCUUGUGAAGCAGGAUCUGGACAUGGUACGCCUGCUCCGGGAAGCCGGGGCUGACGUAAAUGUGCCAGAGGUGCAGGAUGUUGCGAGGGCAUUGGCCAGGGCUGAGGUGUAUGAGGCACUGGGGAUGCCGGCCCCUAUCGAGGGAGACCCUCCAAACUACGACACUGCGAUGAAGAACUAA